UGAAUUCUUACUCGGACCUUCGUUAUCAUCAUAUAUCGGAUCCUUCAUCCACGAAAACACCAUAUCAGAUCCCAUAUAGCGGCAACGAAUCUGACGGCUAAGAAAAAAAAAAACCGGGAGCGAUUGUUGGUUGGUUUAGUGACGAAUAUCAUAAGCACGUUCUAUUCCUCAAUUGCACGUUUCUCUCUCUUUCUCUCUCUAUAAAUAGCCAUGGAACCAGUGGCUUUUGCAUCGAGGAAAGACUCAAAGUCUCUUCGUUUGAUCUCUCUCUUUCUCUAACUUUUCUCGCUCGUUGGUUCUCUUGGUUUCUUCUAUCUUUGGCUGUUGAAGAUAAAUGGCAAGCACAGCUGGUAAAGUCAUCCGAUGCAGGGCUGCUGUUGCAUGGGAGGCGGGGAAGCCGCUGGUGAUUGAGGAGGUGGAGGUUGCACCACCUCAGGCCAUGGAAGUCAGGAUCAAGAUCCUCUACACUGCCCUCUGCCACACUGAUGUCUACUUCUGGGAGGCCAAGGGGCAAACACCCAUCUUCCCUAGGAUCCUUGGUCAUGAGGCUGGAGGGGUGAUUGAGAGUGUGGGAGAGGGAGUGACUGAUCUUCAGCCUGGCGAUCAUGUGCUGCCCGUCUUCACCGGAGAGUGUGGGGACUGCGCCCACUGCAAAUCGGAGGAGAGCAACAUGUGCGACCUUCUCAGGAUCGACCCGGACAGGGGCGUCAUGCUCGCCGACGGCAAGUCCAGGUUCACCAUUAGAGGGCAACCCAUCAGCCACUUCCUCGGCACCUCCACCUUCAGCGAGUACACCGUCGUCCACUCCGGCUGUGUUGCCAAGAUCAACCCAGAGGCUCCCCUUGAGACUGUCUGCAUCCUCAGCUGUGGCUUCUGUACUGGUUUUGGUGCAACUGUAAACGUUGCUAAGCCAAAGAAAGGCCAGACUGUAGCUGUCUUUGGCUUGGGUGCUGUGGGCCUUUCUGCUGUUGAAGGUGCAAGAUUUGCUGGCGCAUCAAAGAUCAUUGGAGUUGAUCUCAACCCUGCCAGAUUUGAACAAGCAAAAAAAUUUGGUUGCACAGACUUUGUGAACCCAAAUGACUAUGAAAAGCCUGUCCAACAGGUGCUUGUGGAGAUGACAAAUGGCGGAGUUGACAGGGCUGUUGAGUGCACCGGCAGCAUCCAGGCCAUGAUCGCCGCCUUCGAGUGUGUGCACGACGGUUGGGGAGUCGCUGUGCUGGUUGGAGUCCCUCACAAGGACGCAGUGUUCAAGACACACCCUGGAAACUUCCUGGUGGAGAAAACUCUCAAAGGAACGUUCUACGGCAACUACAAGACCCGCUCUGACAUCCCUGAAGUCGUCGAGAUCUGCAUGAGAAAAGAGGUUGAGUUGGAGAAGUUUGUGACUCACCGCUUUCCGUUCUCUGAGAUCAACAAGGCCUUCGAUCUGAUGCUCAGCGGUCAGGGCAUUCGCAGCGUCAUGAGCAUGGAAGAAUGAUGAUGAAGCUUCGAAUGGACACUGGAACGACGCUGAGUUCCAGGGGAUGUUGCCGACUGCGUUGAUGAUUUAGGGAAUGCACAUGAUCAAUGUCGCACUACUCAGCUUUGUUUGGUUUUUAUCUGUCGCAAAAUCAAAUAACCGAGCUUGUGUUGUUUUGCUUGCUGCAAUUUUGAACCAUAAUAAAAGC
Molecule: messenger RNA, 1667 nt
Organism: Nymphaea colorata (pocket water lily)
Lineage: Eukaryota; Viridiplantae; Streptophyta; Magnoliopsida; Nymphaeales; Nymphaeaceae
Product: alcohol dehydrogenase 2-like
Exons: 10
Coding region: 335-1477 (380 amino acids)
Biological process (GO): formaldehyde catabolic process
Cellular component (GO): cytosol
Molecular function (GO): S-(hydroxymethyl)glutathione dehydrogenase [NAD(P)+] activity; zinc ion binding
Source: RefSeq, a predicted model, not a curated record